Molecule: messenger RNA, 468 nt
Organism: Dothidotthia symphoricarpi CBS 119687
Lineage: Eukaryota; Fungi; Ascomycota; Dothideomycetes; Pleosporales; Dothidotthiaceae
Exons: 3
Coding region: 1-468 (155 amino acids)
Source: RefSeq, a predicted model, not a curated record
AUGGCAGGCUACGGCAACCGCAAAGCCCCAGACUACAACCCAGAAGACUACACCUCAGAACACACAUCCACCCGCCUCGGCCUCACAGACUCAGCACCCUACUCAAACGCCCACCCAACAUACGGUUCUGCAUCCACAGCGGGAGCUGGUUUCGGCAACAAACACUCCUCCGUCCCCGGCGCCGACACCUCCGCAGACGCAGACACAGAUACAUCCUCCACGCCCGCAGAUCUAACGCCCUACCCAUCACACACAUCCACGGCGCCGUAUACGAAUGCCUCGCCGUUGGGGAGUGGGUCGACGGCCGGGGCGGGGUAUGGGAAUAAGACGGGGAGUUUUGGGGGUGGACAUUCCGAUUCUAUGAUGGGGAAAUUGGUGCAGAAGGCGGGGCAUGUGAUGCAUAGUGGGGCGCUUGAGGAGAAGGGGAGGGGGAUGCGGGAGGGUGGUGGUGGGGGGGUGGGGAAGUAG